Molecule: messenger RNA, 1857 nt
Organism: Peronospora farinosa
Lineage: Eukaryota; Oomycota; Peronosporomycetes; Peronosporales; Peronosporaceae
Source: the annotation of a GenBank genome assembly
AUGGACGACAUGCAACGUAGUCGAGCGCAUGAAGCGCACAGUAGCGGAAGUUAUGCGUUGGACUAUAGCUCUUCCUUUCGUCAAGCAAAGCGUGCGCGUUUGGACGAGUCGCUGAGCGAAGAGGAGAAGGAGAAGAGCGUCGUUGUAGCCACUUCGUCUCUUUUCCCUCUUUCGAAGAAUAAUACAAACCCCAUUGACCUUAUAGAGAAUAUGACGUCAACCACAUCAAGGACCGAGUCGCAUACCUGUCCAUGGCGAUUACCACGUACUCAAACACUGGCAGAAAGUCAAAAAUAUCUCAAUGAGCAACUUCAACAUGUUGUUGUACUGUCGUCAAUGUUAUUGCCUCGGAAAUUUUCAAGAACGUUCCCGACUCUGGAAAAAGAACAAGAGGAAGACGUCGAGAAAUUAUGUACAUUAGAUGUAACAAGUGUAUUGGCAAUAGGAAGGAUGACGCAAUCACUGGAACAACAAGAGACGGUCGAAAAAAGAUUACGUGACGUUUUGGACCUUGUGAGUUAUUUAUUGUACGUACGAGAUCGAGAAGCAGAGUAUCAGAAUAAAUUGAGUGAGAGAUUGAGCAAGAUUGAGAACCAAUUGAAGAGAAAGAAUCAGAUUGUUUACACUUUACAGUCGGAUCUCGAGACUUUGAAACAAAACAAUGCACAACGAGAAAAUCUAUUGAAAGCAAAGGAAAAAAUGGUGCUGAGUGAGAAAAAGACACUUCAAAUGGACAAGAAAAUGCUAGAAGUACAUUGUGCACGAUUGCAAGGGGUCGAGACGGCGUAUAAAGCGCAAUUGCGAAGAAAAGAUGUCGAUUAUGCACGACUUCGGAAAAGUCUACAGGAUGUUGUUACACAUGCUGCUAAAGAAAAGCGGGGAAUGACAAUGACGAAACCGCUAAAUGGUGUUCGAGAGCGGAAGCAAGUAUCGUUGAACAAUCAAUCAAAAGAAAACAAACUUACAAAGCAGAUCAUGGAGAAUCUAGAACGGAAGAAAGCGGAGCUGCUGUUGGAUAAUCAAGCACUUGUAAAGAGCUACGAUACGUUGCAACAUCACUUAGAAGCACUCACUUUGCAGUACAAGAAGGCCGUUCGGCUUUUUCUUGCCCAAAAGAAUCUGGAGGGAGAUGCUGCAGAACUUGAGAAACUCGCAAGUGCUCCAAUUGAUGACUUUACUCCAAUACCGUUCAAUAUGGCUACAAAGGCAAGCAUUCCUCAAUUUAUUUCGCAAUCGAUGGAGACUUUAGAUGAAAAACUGAAGCAACUGGAGCACGUCAUUCGUAACGAAUUGCCGUCGGCAGAGGCACGUAGCGACAGGAAGUUAAUCAAACGCUUGCGUCAGAAGUUGGACGAUGCUCAUGGCAUUAUCAAGGAACAAGAUCAGCUCCUUCAAGCGUCAUUGUCGGCACCGGUUGUUGAUGCCCGCGUUAGUCGUGGAGACAUUAACACAAAAGAACGUGUUGAUCACGUAGCAACAUUUAGGAGUUCACCCGACGCAAGUGCAGAGGAAGACUUAGCGUAUGAGAAGAGUGAGUUGGCUGUGCUUCGACAAAACCUUCAAAAGGAGCGCAAGCUUUUACAAGAACAAGCUGUCAAACUCGACAAGGAUCGGUUGGAGUUUGAGAUCAUUAAGCGUGAUCUAUUGUUUGGAUCUUCUAUGGAUGUGUCAUGCGAGCAAGCAUCGCCGUCCAUCUCAGCCCCCAAUGCUACUUGCUCAACACCAAAGCGACAACAUCGAGCAAAGCGGUUACACAUGGAUGACCCGGACUCACCUAUUGAGAUUCCAGUUUCAGCCACACCGGGCACAGCAGCCUAUCUCAGGAAGAUUGGGAUUCAUGUGCCGUCUGCAAUCUGA